Molecule: messenger RNA, 537 nt
Organism: Cyphellophora europaea CBS 101466
Lineage: Eukaryota; Fungi; Ascomycota; Eurotiomycetes; Chaetothyriales; Cyphellophoraceae
Exons: 1
Coding region: 1-537 (178 amino acids)
Source: RefSeq, a predicted model, not a curated record
AUGGCACCUCGCAAUCGCAACCUCGGCCUCGGCAUCACCCGCGUCCCGGUCUGGGAGUACAACCCCAAGACCAACAAAGAGCACAUCGUCGACUACGACCUUGAGCCACAUUGGGCCACCGCCCGGGCUGCGCGCCCAACUACCCCUUCCCACCAACCACCGCCGCUUACCUCGCCCACCGCCCCCCUCGCUCAGCAAUACCUGGCCAGCGGUGCCGCCACCGAAGCCACCGACCCGGACGAGCGCACCGACCCGGACAACGGCGCCUCGCUGCUCCGCCGUCACAUGACUGGCCUGGCCGAGCAUGAAGAGGCCGAGCGCGCAAAGUGCGCCGUUGUGGUCGGCGAGGACGAGGACGAGGUUGAGGAUCGCCGUAUGGAUGGCAUGCGUGUGCGCGUCGUGAUGUGGGGCGAGGGCGUGAAGCGCGAGGCGGAAGUGAAGAAGCGGGAGCGAGGGGAGGAAGAGGAGAGCCAGGUGAAGCGCGCGAAGGGGUGGGAGACGGAGGAGGUGGUGAAGACGAAGGAGACGUGGAUAUGA